UUCGAGAACCUGUUCAUGUUGCUCCGCGACAGCUUUGCCGUUUUCGUCUUCCAUCGUGUCGCAGGUCACGUUAUGUCGCGUCGUGGACAUCCGGUCCUUUUGCGCUAGAGGGAAGAAAUGUCUAGAUCGCGGGGCUAGCGCGUUCGGAAGUUUGCCCCACCUCACGCCCUACGCCUUGCAUGCCUCGCAAUAUCUAGAAGUCGGCCAGAGACAGCCCGAGAUCCUUUGCGGUGUACUGCAUUCGCUUGCUAACCUAGAUCAAUACGCGAUCAGUUGGUAAAGGUUGCAUUGGUAGCGGCGCCGACUUCGGGCUGACGCCUUCAUCCUACAUCCAAUUCCAGCCAUCGUCAUCUCAUCGCCAAAACAACACUCGCGACUUCUAGAGUCAUGGAUCAUCAACAAGUGAACGACUGGAAUUUCCAAUCCUGGAACGAAGAUACGAUUGACCCUUCGUGGUUCGACAACUUUCUCGCAACAGAUGUCGGCCAGGAUGCGACUAACGCUGCGUCUGGUGCUCCUGCCGCAUUCAGCAUCGACGAUGACUUGGCAAUCGACCCGAACUUCCAUGACUUUACAUUGGAAGAUACAUUACAACCAAUGAGUGGUAUGACUUCACCAAGUUAUCCAUUUGAUGCAUACCAGCCGACGGAGUUCCACGAGCGCCCACAAGCGCAACGACAUCACACACUCCCGCGUCGUCGAAGCAAGUACUUCAAACGCAGAUCGACGGGUACUGCUAGCCCGAUGGCGAUACCUAAUGGAAGUCCUCGACAUGAAGAGGGUCAUUCACUGGCCAUUCAGCGCUGGCGGAACUCGCCGCCCGAAGAUGAAGCCGCAUCUCUGUCAGCCAUCUACCAUGCCCUGGAGGACAGGCCCAUAGGCCAUUCACCGCGUAUCAGCCGGCCUUCCAGCGGCGACGCGUUCCGAAGAUAUCGCGGCCCUUCCUCAACCACGAGUCUCGAUAGCGCUGCAAGCGAAUCCUCAUUACGAUCCGUGAAUUCGAGUCGCUCCGCCACGUCGCAAUCGAAGCGUCGCAGUCAAGCCAAGACAAGAAGCAAAGGCAGAGUCAGGGGAAAUAUGCUGGACCCUGACCGUAUAUUCAAGUGUACCUUCUGCUGCGACACCUUCAAGCACAAGUACGACUGGAAGCGACACGAGAUAUCGCUGCAUCUAAACCUCGAAAGCUGGAUGUGCACGCCGCAUGGAGCUUCUGUGGUGCUACCUCUUACGGGUAGAGUACACUGUGCCUACUGUAGUGCAUUAGAUCCGACACCUCAACAUCUGCAGAAACAUAACCAUGCGGCAUGCACAGACGGUAACAAUACUCCUCGUAUAUUCCACCGCAAAGAUCAUCUCACACAGCACCUUCGUCUAGUCCACGGACUCGAAACACUACCUCUCAUCGACGACUGGAAACUUGAGACUAUGCCAGUAAGAUGUCGUUGUGGUAUAUGCAAUACCAAUAUAAGUAGCUGGGAUGAGAGAGCAGACCACCUCGCAGCACAUUUCAAAGAGGGCAAAACCAUGGCCGAUUGGAAAGGCGAUCACGAUUUCGAACCGGCGGUGGCUGCCAGGGUCAUCAACGCGUUUCCGCCCUACUUACUUGCUGAACAAGCGAAAACCGUUGUACCCUUCUCUGCAACGAAUCCAGGAUCCAUCGACCAUACAAAGCAAAUGAUCUCGCAAAUUCAACGAGAAGAGAUUCAACGGGAAGAAGAACCAGCCCAGGAAUCUCCGAAAGAAGUUACCCAGACACCGGACCAUCAAGCUUUUGAGGACUCUUUAGAAGCUCUUCGAAAUCUUUCUACCCAGCACGAUUAUGACUUUGCGAAGGUUUUAACGCGCCACCUUAGUCGUUUUGCGAGACAGCAGAUGUUGUCAGGUAUCAUACCGACGGAUGAGAUGUUUCAACGGGAGUCGCGGAGAUUGCUAUACCAGGACCCGGAUGAUGGGUGGAAUCAGACAGUCGCAGACAACCCAAACUGGCUACAAGACUUUCGUCGUCGUAGUGGACUUGAAGGUAGCCCUAGUACAUGAUGCCAAUCCACUCUCGCGCAAGACCAAGUAAUACUUUCAAGUGUUUUUCACCAAUCUCUUACACCAUGUCACGAUUGUGC
Alternaria rosae is the source of this 2117-nucleotide messenger RNA. RefSeq lists its product as uncharacterized. The transcript has 2 exons. The coding region runs from base 388 to 2037 and encodes 549 amino acids. The record is from RefSeq and is a predicted model, not a curated record. Lineage: Eukaryota; Fungi; Ascomycota; Dothideomycetes; Pleosporales; Pleosporaceae.